AGCAACGCCACAAUUUGUCAAAUAGCUUCCGCCAAGCGCUGACAUGCUGAAAACAAGCACCACAACGAACGAUAACGGCACAAACAAGGUCAGCGAAUGUAAUGUUGUCGAUGAAUCACCGUCUCAACGUCAAAGCGAAGGUCAGCAACCAUCAGCACCAGUACGACCAACCGAACAAAGCACGGCCGACGAAAUAUGUUACGAUCUGGCCCAGUUUCGUACCGUGCGCGUGCUGAACAAUAACAGUACGCACAAGUGUGUCGCCCUGCUGGGGCAUUUCGGCAAUCUUUCGCCAGAGAAGCAGGCCAUCGUCGUACUCGAAAAGCGGGCCUUCACCGAGACCGAGAUUACGACAGUGGCACCUGAUGCUAGCACGCCAACGCAGCGUGAAAAAAUCGCACAGCACAGUGAAAGUGAAGUCGAGCGUGCCGACGUGGGUAAGAAAAACGAUCCAUCUGGUAACGAGCGAACGUUUUUCACGUCAUCGUCACGUUUGCACAAGGAGUUUGUUAAUGACGUGUACGGGAACUUCCUUUGCACUGUGGAUCCGGAGCUUAACCGUUUGAAGGUGUCCAUCAUCUAUCCUGCUUCGGAGAAACAUAUCGUGAAACAUAGUGCCCAACAUCGGUACAUGGUCGAUGAAACGGCCGAACAGUACAAGAAUAUUACGUUGCCACAUCUGGAACACGAGCAGUUAAGUCUGGAGUGGCUUUACAACGUACUGGAACAUCGCAAAGAGAAGGAACGCAUCCUGUACGAGGAUCCUUGCGACGAAAACGGUUUCAUUCUGCUGCCCGAUCUGAAAUGGGACGGUAAAACGGUCGAGCAGCUGUACCUGUUGGCCCUGGUUCGCCGACGUGAUAUUCGUUCGCUGCGUGAUCUAACACCAGCCCAUCUACCACUUCUGCGUAACGUGCAGACGCGUGGAAUUGCAGCCAUUAAGGAACGGUACGGUAUCGACGCAUCGCAGUUACGCAUCUACUUGCACUACCAGCCCACGUUCUACCAUUUGCAUAUGCACUUUACCUAUCUGCGGUACGAUCCUCCGGGAACGAACUGUGAAAAAGCACAUCUCUUAUCGACGGUAAUCAACAACAUUGAGCUGCUGGGCGAUUAUUAUCAGCGAGCGACACUUUCCUUUGCGCUAAAGGAAACGGACAAGCUGUACGCAAAGUUGGUUGCAUCUGAAAGCGAAGAACCUGCUGCAAAGCGCACUAAAACGGAUCUUGAUCCAUCGCAGUAA
Anopheles maculipalpis is the source of this 1243-nucleotide messenger RNA. It is a transcript of the gene Dcps, whose product is annotated as m7GpppX diphosphatase. The transcript is spliced from 3 exons. The record is from RefSeq and is a predicted model, not a curated record. The coding region runs from base 44 to 1243 and encodes 399 amino acids. NCBI's taxonomy places the organism in Eukaryota, Metazoa, Arthropoda, Insecta, Diptera, Culicidae. Gene Ontology annotation, cellular component: P-body; nucleus. Gene Ontology annotation, biological process: deadenylation-dependent decapping of nuclear-transcribed mRNA. Gene Ontology annotation, molecular function: RNA 7-methylguanosine cap binding; hydrolase activity.